This is a messenger RNA of Mesocestoides corti, 2157 nucleotides long. NCBI's taxonomy places the organism in Eukaryota, Metazoa, Platyhelminthes, Cestoda, Cyclophyllidea, Mesocestoididae. The record is from the annotation of a GenBank genome assembly.
AUGAAGAUGCAGGAAAUCAUUGUACUCCUCUCCCUCAUGGUCGCUGGCAUAAUAUGCCUCGAGUGCCCCGAUCUCUGUCAGUGUGUCUCUUCCAUGAUGGACUGCAAGAAGCCUGGUCUCGAGUCACUCCCACCUGCGCCAUCCAGCAAACUGGAGAUGGUGGUGAUUGCCAACCAAACAUUUCGACGAACCACGCUUGACGGGGAGGCCCUUCGACCCUACUGGAGCCCGGAGCAUGGCGGUCAAAUCCGUUUGCGUUUAUUGAAAAUCCGUAACUGCAACAUAGUCAGUCUCGCGUCGAACGCCUUUGCAAAUUUGGGCUCACAGCUCGAGGAACUUGACCUCAGCGGCAACCCUCUGCACACAAUUGCAGCCCAUGUGUUUACGGGUCUUCGUCUAAAGUCACUCUUUUUAAACAACCUUCUGAACCCGGCAAUCCACGAUCAGGCCUUCUCUAGCAUUACCGAAGUACAGAGCUUGAGUAUUCAAAGCUCUCACUCCACCUCCCUUCCCCUAAGACCUCUCAUUGAGCUUGUUAACUUUCACGGAUUGAAAAGUCUGUCGCUUCGUGGAAACAAGAUCUCCCGUCUGCCACCUGUGUUUGAGCCUGUUUUUCGUCUCUUACAGACUUUUGAAUUAAGUGAAAAUCCCUGGCAUUGUGAUUGCAAUCUUCGGUGGCUCAUCCAGCUGCACAAACUAAGUCGACCGACAAAAACAACGUCUGUAUUGUCGGGAAACAGCGAAAGCUCUAGAAACGAUAUUCGUCAGCCAGUUUGCAUUAGCCCUAUCGAAUUCGCUGGCUACACCUUUGAUGAGGUUACUUUAAACGAAAGUGAAGUGCUUUCAGGUUUACAGAUUCAAACUGCAGUGCCGAAACGACCCAUUUUAUCAUGUGUAAUGCCCAGAGUUGAGCACAUCGAUGUGGACCUGCGGCAACCAAAUUCCGAACUGGAAGUAAGCAACCUUGCUCGAAUCUCCUGUCAAAUGAGGGGAGCCCCAGAACUCCUAAUUAGCUGGGUCUACCACCUCCCCAGUGGAGAGGUCCGGAAUGUUACAGGAAUGGCCAAACAGCAGGAAGAUGGACAUAUGAUGCCAUAUCCGUUUGCACCGCCCCAGCCAAAACGGCUGACAAGCCGACUGUCCGUUAAACAGGUAUCGGAGACAGACGUAUACUCCUGUGUGGGCCAGAAUUUGCUGGGCAACGCAUCGGUUACAGUAAGUAUUCACUGGCCCCAAAACAGACCAGAAGGGAUGUUAUUGCCACCAGAUACGAAUGAUUUCGGGGAAAAGCAACUGCUUGAGGUCAUGCCCAAUGGGUUGGCGGGUCCAGUGGAAGACAUGGAGCAUGGUAUUCUGGCAAAGCGGUUUAGUUUGGUAGACGUCAUCGGUGCCGUACUGGGAACUUUCUUCGUCACCAUGCUGAUGUUCAUUAUCGCUUAUCGAACCUCAAAGCUCUACGUCUAUCGAAGGUCGAAAUUGCGAUCCCAGUCCGAUCUUAUGUUACGACCUCAUGAUAACACGAAGCGAACUCCUGAUGGUACAUCUUCCUCUGGAGCGUCUUCGUCAUUGCUCAAGUUUUCUCAACUUCAAGUUGCCUCAUCCUCUCGUUACCCCCUUGAGUCGAAACAAGCCGUCUAUCAGCACCAGGGUGGAGGUGGAUUCCUAAUGCAGCCAAAGCAACGCGAUUCUGGAACGUUUACUUCACAUUCCACAACGUCCUCACAAAAUGCCAAUGGUCUGGGUGGUGCCUAUGAGACCGUCUAUAAUGAAUCCUGCGCUAAUCAGGUUAUGUACGAGUCACCGGGUGAUAGCCUUGCCGCUACGGCGUGCCACCAAAAUCACCAGCCUUUCUUGUUUCAAUUUGCCCAACCCCCACCAUUGACUGGCUACCCACUGGUAUUUGGUAGUACACUCCCAUCACACAGCGCAUCAACAGCAGCCUUUGCGUUGGGGGUUUCGAAUCCUUCAGCUCCAACAUACAUCCCUCCACCUCCUACUGGGCGGCCGCCGUCGCUUCCGGGAUCCGUUCAGACGCGAGCUGGUCCCUUACAUGUCUACUCUUCCACAAUACAUAUGGCUGAUCAGUUCCCACAGAGUGACGGUGGAGGGGUUUGUUCAUCUGUAAAUGCAGUCCCACAACAUAAUCGCAUUUCCUAA